Molecule: messenger RNA, 1902 nt
Organism: Poecile atricapillus (Black-capped chickadee)
Lineage: Eukaryota; Metazoa; Chordata; Aves; Passeriformes; Paridae
Product: glucoside xylosyltransferase 1
Exons: 8
Coding region: 129-1433 (434 amino acids)
Biological process (GO): protein O-linked glycosylation via N-acetylgalactosamine
Molecular function (GO): UDP-xylosyltransferase activity
Source: RefSeq, a predicted model, not a curated record
CGGUCCCGCCCCUGCCCGCCCCUCGCACGCCGGGACCGCGCUGGGAAUCGCGCUCUGCCGCUCCCGUGGUGCUCCCGCUGCCGCCGGAGCCGCGGGCCCGCCCGGCCGUGCCGGCGCCGGGCGGGAGGAUGCGGCGGUUCGCGCGGGUGGCGCUGCUGUGCCUGGGCUGCGCCGUCUGCUCGCUGCUCUACGGCCUCAGCCAGCUGGCCCUCUCCCUGGAGCAGGAGCCUGGCGGCGGCGGCCGCCAGAGGCAGGCCCGAGACCCCGCCACGCCCGGCGCCCGGCGGCAGGCAGGGAGCGCGGGCCGGGGCGAGGCGGGGACCGAGAGGUGUAAGAAUUUGUCUGUAUCUUUCUGGAAUUCCUAUUGGAUGCUGCCCUCUGAUGUUUGUGGAAUGAACUGCUUUUGGGAAGCUGCUUUUAGAUAUGAUUACAUGAAAACACAUCCUUCUGAGAAAAUGCAUCUAGCAGUGGUGGCCUGUGGUGAAAGACUGGAGGAGACUGCUACUAUGUUGAGAUCAGCAAUUAUUUUCAGCAUCAAACCUCUCCAUUUUCAUAUUUUUGCUGAGGACCAAUUGCAUGAGAGUUUCAAAGACAUACUUGAUGAAUUCCCCUAUGAAGGAAAAGUUAAUUACACAUUAUAUCCAAUAACAUUUCCAUCUGAGAGUGCAGCAGAAUGGAAGAAAUUGUUUAAACCAUGUGCUUCACAAAGACUGUUUUUGCCAUUAAUCCUCAAAAAUGUGGAUUCCCUACUCUAUGUUGAUACUGACAUCUUGUUUUUGAGGCCUGUUGAUGAUAUUUGGUCUUUUCUGGGAAAGUUCAACUCCACACAGAUUGCUGCAAUGGCACCAGAACAUGAAGAGCCUCGUAUUGGGUGGUAUAAUCGUUUUGCUAGACAUCCCUAUUAUGGAGUAACUGGAAUUAAUUCUGGAGUCAUGCUAAUGAAUAUGACACGUAUCAGAAGAAAAUAUUUCAAGAAUGAUAUGACACCAGUCCGGUUACAAUGGGGAGAAAUUCUGAUGCCACUACUGAAGAAAUACAAGUUGAAUAUAACAUGGGGUGAUCAGGAUCUAUUGAACAUUAUGUUUUUUCACAAUCCAGAAAGUCUUUAUGUCUUUCCUUGCCAAUGGAACUACCGGCCUGACCACUGCAUCUAUGGAAGCAAUUGUAAGGCAGCUGAAGAAGAAGGUAUAUUUAUUCUUCAUGGAAACAGAGGUGUUUACCAUGAUGAUAAACAACCGACUUUUAGGGCUGUCUAUGAAGCAAUAAAAAAUUAUUCCUUUGGAGAUGACCUGGUUCAUUCACUUCUGCAGCCCCUAGAAUGGGAAUUACAGAAAACCACGCAUACAUACUGUGGAAGAGUAUACAAAAUAUUCAUAAAGCAGCUAACAAAAAGCAUAAGAGACUUGCAUGCCAGAAGAUCAAAGGGAAGGUGAUUUUUGACUCCUAGCUGUCACAUCAAGAGACUGAAUUAACAUAGCUGGUCCAUAGGUGCAAGAAUUCUAUUACAGCUUGAAUGGGCUCUUAAUGUGCCCAGAAAAAAAGGUUUACUAGCAUACAUAAAAAUGAAGAAAAUAUUCAUGUAAUGAAGAACAAGAACUUUUUUUUCUGCAAAGGUGACUUUUUGGUUUUCUGAAGUUUAAUCAGUGCUAGUGUUUAUCUCAUGUCUGAUGAUUUGGGUGUUACUGACUUCUAUGGUCAGUACAUUUAGUCUGCAUAAUUCAGUUAUCUAAUGAUAAAUGAACAAGGAAGAAAUGAAGAUGGCUCUCUUUGGGAGUGUACCUCAUAUUGUCUAAAAUUCUCUUAAACUGUGAAUGUAGCAAUAACUGAGUCAGCAGCACUAACCUCACUUUAAAGGUGUGAACCUUUAUGUAAACAAAGCUGUUUACAAGUGCAGAAAAUACU